Piliocolobus tephrosceles (Ugandan red Colobus) is the source of this 1871-nucleotide messenger RNA. RefSeq names its product discs large MAGUK scaffold protein 3 (gene DLG3). Lineage: Eukaryota; Metazoa; Chordata; Mammalia; Primates; Cercopithecidae. The record is from RefSeq and is a predicted model, not a curated record. The coding region runs from base 348 to 1871 and encodes 507 amino acids. The transcript is spliced from 10 exons. Gene Ontology annotation, molecular function: ionotropic glutamate receptor binding; protein kinase binding. Gene Ontology annotation, cellular component: basolateral plasma membrane; postsynaptic density membrane; neuromuscular junction. Gene Ontology annotation, biological process: chemical synaptic transmission; regulation of postsynaptic membrane neurotransmitter receptor levels; receptor clustering.
GGGGACCAGAGCAGAAGCGGUCCUCACAGCACCCAGUCUCUGCUUGAGCUCCCGCUUCUUCUUUGCCGCUGGGCCUCGGCCCAGGAGCCACGACGGGCGACACGGAGCCGCCAGUGCUGGAGGGGGAGCCGUGGGUGCGGGGCAGCGUGGGGGCCGAGGCCCCGGGACGCCCGCCCGGCCCCAGGCCCCGUUCAGCCCGGGCGCCCCCACGGGUGCCCCCCCCUUCUUGGUCCGAGCAGUGUGAGUGUGCCCGGGAGCCCGGCGGCGGCGGCGGCGGUGGCGGCGGCGGUGGCGGCGGCGUGGAAACCGGCGUGGGCUGGGGGGUCCGAGCCGCGGGGGGCAGUGCCAUGCACAAGCACCAGCACUGCUGUAAGUGCCCUGAGUGCUAUGAGGUGACCCGCCUGGCCGCCCUGCGGCGCCUCGAGCCUCCGGGCUACGGGGACUGGCAGGUCCCCGACCCCUACGGGCCAGGUGGGGGCAACGGCGCCAGCGCGGGUUAUGGGGGCUACAGCUCGCAGACCUUGCCCUCGCAGGCGGGGGCCACCCCCACCCCUCGCACCAAGGCCAAGCUCAUCCCCACCGGCCGGGAUGUGGGGCCGGUGCCUCCUAAGCCAGUCCCGGGCAAGAGCACCCCCAAACUCAACGGCAGCGGCCCCAGCUGGUGGCCAGAGUGCACCUGUACCAACCGGGACUGGUAUGAGCAGGUGAAUGGCAGCGAUGGCAUGUUCAAAUAUGAGGAAAUUGUACUUGAGCGGGGCAACUCUGGCCUGGGCUUCAGUAUUGCAGGUGGCAUCGACAAUCCCCAUGUCCCUGAUGACCCUGGCAUCUUUAUUACCAAGAUUAUCCCUGGUGGAGCAGCUGCCAUGGAUGGGAGGCUGGGGGUGAAUGACUGUGUGCUGCGGGUGAAUGAGGUGGACGUGUCGGAGGUGGUACACAGCCGGGCGGUGGAGGCGCUGAAGGAGGCAGGCCCUGUGGUGCGAUUGGUGGUGCGGAGGCGACAGCCUCCACCCGAGACCAUCAUGGAGGUCAACCUGCUCAAAGGGCCCAAAGGCCUGGGUUUCAGCAUUGCUGGGGGUAUUGGCAACCAGCACAUCCCAGGAGACAACAGCAUCUACAUCACCAAGAUCAUUGAGGGGGGUGCUGCUCAGAAGGAUGGACGCCUACAGAUCGGGGACCGGCUGCUGGCGGUGAACAACACCAAUCUGCAGGAUGUGAGGCACGAGGAAGCUGUGGCCUCACUGAAGAACACAUCUGAUAUGGUGUAUCUGAAGGUGGCCAAGCCAGGCAGCCUCCACCUCAACGACAUGUACGCUCCCCCUGACUACGCCAGCACUUUUACUGCCUUGGCUGACAACCACAUAAGCCAUAACUCCAGCCUGGGUUAUCUCGGGGCUGUGGAGAGCAAGGUCAGCUACCCUGCUCCUCCUCAGGUUCCCCCCACCCGCUACUCUCCUAUUCCCAGGCACAUGCUGGCUGAGGAGGACUUCACCAGAGAGCCCCGCAAGAUCAUCCUGCACAAAGGUUCCACAGGCCUGGGCUUCAACAUCGUAGGAGGAGAGGAUGGAGAAGGCAUUUUUGUCUCCUUCAUCCUGGCAGGAGGCCCAGCUGACCUGAGUGGGGAGCUGCGCAGGGGAGACCGCAUCUUAUCGGUGAAUGGAGUGAAUCUGAGGAAUGCAACUCAUGAGCAGGCUGCAGCUGCUCUGAAACGGGCCGGCCAGUCAGUCACCAUUGUGGCCCAGUACAGACCUGAAGAAUACAGUCGCUUUGAAUCGAAGAUACAUGACUUGCGAGAACAAAUGAUGAACAGCAGCAUGAGCUCUGGGUCUGGGUCCCUCCGAACAAGUGAGAAGAGGUCCUUGUAUGUCAGGUAA